Messenger RNA from Acanthoscelides obtectus, 363 nucleotides. The record is from the annotation of a GenBank genome assembly. NCBI's taxonomy places the organism in Eukaryota, Metazoa, Arthropoda, Insecta, Coleoptera, Chrysomelidae.
UGACAUAACAUUUGGCAGAAACGUCAAAAAGAAAUUUCAGUAAAUAGCCGAAAGCUCAAAAUCCAGUCCUAAUUUUUCUCAAAAAAAAAAAAUGGGUUUCAACGAAACAGUUUACAACUUGAUCUUCAAAAGAACCUCUACAAUGGCUUUGGCAUGUGUCGCUUCGGCAUUUUUCUUUGAGAGGACCUUUGAUUUGGUUACCGAGAAUCUUUUUGAAAAGAUCAACGAAGGGAAACUGUGGAAGCACAUCAAGGAUAAAUACCAGCAGUAAUUUUUAAGAAACUAGUUGUGAAAUGUUUAGCAUUGUUUAUAUGUUCUAAAUAAAAAAAAUAAAUUCUAAACAAUAUUUUAUUUUAAUACUCU